UUGACGGACGAAGAGAUCCUAGGUGCAUUGACAUGCAAAGGAACAGAUUACAUUCGCGUGUUUGAUAAGAAAACACUUCCAGUCCGAUUCCAUUUCAGCGAAUCGAAAAGAAUUGGUGAUUUUGUCAUUCUUGCACAUGAGGCAUCUCGAACAUACAUACAUCGUACGGAUGUAAAAUCUAAAGACGUUGGCAGUCACGGUUUCGACUUCAUAGACCCCGACAUGCAUACCAUUAUGUUUGCGAGAGGACCCAGUUUCAAACAAGGAACAGUGCUGCCGAGUUUCAUGAACGUAGAAUACAUGAAUUUAUGGACA
Messenger RNA from Cylicocyclus nassatus, 315 nucleotides. The record is from the annotation of a GenBank genome assembly. NCBI's taxonomy places the organism in Eukaryota, Metazoa, Nematoda, Chromadorea, Rhabditida, Strongylidae.